AUGGCGGUCCAGAGUUAUUCCCACCCCUCGUCUCCGAGUCCUAUUGCCCAGAGAUACUGCGCAGAGUAUCUGGACGAUCUGAUAGCCAAUUCCUGCGUACAGCCCUCUCUGUCGGGAUAUGACGGCUCUGUGGACUCGGUAUCACCUGUUCUGUCGGGCUCUCCAAUGGUUGUUCCAGAAGAUCCCCCACCUCCUUACGAGGACUGCGUAUCUUCCAGCCCGCCUGUUGCACAGGGCAAUGAGCUAGAACGGCACUCACCCCGCAGAGUACCAGCUGCCGACGAUAUAUCCGUCGAGGAGGAGCCUUCACGGCAUGUCGACUACCUAUCGCACAUGUGGAGUGAGGCAGAUGUCCGAGAAUCCUGGCGAUAUGUUGGCGCUCAUAGAGACAAAUAUGAGAAUAGUGCCAGACUACAAAAUGCUGCUUGGAGAGCAUGGGCCAAACUAAGAGACAACCUGGGUACUAUCUCCCCGGUUGACCUGAACUGUACCAGGAUGAAAGAUUCUGACGACACCUGGUUAUACGGGCCGCUCAAAGCCUCCCGUAUACAGAUAAAGCCGGUGAAAGUUUCACCCCCCGCAAGCUAUUGCCGGUUCCGAAAAGCUUGCCGUGAGCAUAAAUCGAUUCUGAAGAAGAGGACUGCGUCUGAAGCUAUUCUCCAGCGAUCUCCAUCUCCACGCCUGCGCGCAAAAUCAUCAGCGUCUGAACGUUCUCGCAACCCCUCAAGACGCCCUACUCAACAGCCGGAGUCUAGGCCAAUUAUACAAAAGCUGUAUGACCUGGUGAAACCUCCCCGCGGCAUUCAAUUGCGCAGUGGAAAGCGCCGAAUCCAUUUUAACAAGGAGGUCAUGCAAUGCAUCGCUAUAACACUGGACGAGGAAGGGAUGGAAAAGGAGUACGUGGAAUUUGGAGACGACCUAUCCUGGGAUAGGUCGUAUAUCGUGAAUCUGAGGCGGUCCUAUGGUGGGAAUCAAACAAUUGCUCCGCUGCCUCCAACUACGCUGAAAUAUCAUGGUGAUGUGCCUGAUUUGCAGCCGGCGAUUGCGCCUUGUUGGUCGUGGAAAAGACUUAAUGUUGACACUGGCAUUCUCCAGACCCAAUGGCAGCCUGGCACAUACCACAAACGCCACCAAUCCAAAAGCUCCCAUAUUCUGAAAGCUGGUGCGGACACUCGUAUCAAUACGGGGGCGUAUGAUGCAAACUGCACCUAUCUACUGAGUCCGCAGAGAGCAAAAGCCGGAUUACGAGCUGAUAUGCUUCGCACGCCAGAGAAUAAAGCACAAGGCUCGGAUGCGGGCAAGGCACCAAAACGCCGCGCGUUAAACUUACGACGUCUACGACUUGCCAAUUUACCUCGCCGGGCCUUGUUCGUGGAUAGUGCCUCUCCACGCCAGCGUGCAGUCCGCAAAAGAACUGAUUACAAGGACGGUGGUUUUGCUGCCAGAGUUGCAAGGAAACUCCGAUUUGAGACGACGACGCGAACGAGAGCCGCUGGCUGGAAGUCUUAUGUGCGAAAAGAGCGAGAAAUCACAAGGAGAGAACGAGUUGGAAGUGCUGCUCUACUGCUGGAACCAGUGGACUUUGGCUGCGAUACGGCGGAGGAUAGUAAUAGCGAAUUCUGGUUAUACGACAGGAUGAAUCACGUUACAGGGAUACACGCCUAG
Molecule: messenger RNA, 1665 nt
Organism: Aspergillus versicolor CBS 583.65
Lineage: Eukaryota; Fungi; Ascomycota; Eurotiomycetes; Eurotiales; Aspergillaceae
Product: GATA-like domain-containing protein
Exons: 4
Coding region: 1-1665 (554 amino acids)
Biological process (GO): cellular response to glucose starvation; protein catabolic process in the vacuole
Source: RefSeq, a predicted model, not a curated record